AUGCCGGCCGUGGUAAACAACGACGAAUGGGAUUUGCCCCGUCUCAAGGCGUCCAUUGGUUUUGAGGAUGACAUCCAGUACCUAUCAGCCCACGAUCAGGACCACGGUGCAAACUUAGAAUUCUUCGACGUCAAGUUCUUUCCCUACCUGGACCCCGAGGAGGACCCCGUAUUUGCUGCAGUCAGUAAGAAGCAUAUUGUCAUUUAUCGACUAUCGAGUGCAGCUACUCCCCCCUACGAACUCAUCCAGCUUUUCAGGGAUGAUGACGAGGCUGUGAACUGCAGUUGCACGUGGAGCAAAGAACCCGAAACGGAUCUCCCUUGGCUUUGUGUAGCUGGAUGGGAUAGAAAGAUCAAAGUCUAUGAUGUUUUCCAUGGCAAGCUGGUGAAGACGCUUGUUGGGCAUGGAGCAGAAAUCAACGACCUCGCCACUUGUCCCACAAACCCCCUCCUCAUUGCGUCCGCGUCACAAGACACCUCCGUGCGCAUAUGGAGUCUCGACCCUGCCGACGACAAACAACCAUGUGUCUGCAUUCUUGCAGGGGAAGGCCACUCUUCAGGUCUUUUGACAGUGGCUUUCCAUAACUGCGGCCGAUACGUCCUUUCUGCUGGUCAUGAUAACUGCGUUUGCUUGUGGACCUUACCAGAUCUCGAUAGCAGGUCCAGGGACAGAAACCCCCCUCCUCCUGUGGUCGUCCAUUACCCACAUUUUUUCACCUCCGAGGUCCAUAGUGGGAUCGUCGAUUGUGUGGCUUUCUUCGGUGAUUUGAUACUUUCACGUGCGUGUCAUGAGGAUAUCAUAGUCCUCUGGCGGAUUGAGGGUUUUUCUUCACGGGAUCCAAUUCCCUUGGCAUCAAGUGCGCCGACCACAAGUGAUACGGAACGACUGACGCGAUCGGCUUUCGCUCCUGCAACUGCCUCCGCAUGCCCACCACAGUAUACGCGUUUGGUACAGUUUUGCACUCCUAAUAGUGGUCAUCAGUUUUACAUGCGGUUUCGAUUGUUCCACGACAAGGAAAAGCAUCCAGUCCUUGCGUUCGGCAAUGCCCACUCGCGGAUAUUCUUUUGGGACCUGGCCAGACUCACUGUAUACCACAGCUUCGUAACUCAAAUGAACGACGGUGAAAGGGACGGACCAGUACACCGCCCAAGUUGGUUGGUGCCGACCAAGGAGAAAAGGGAACGGGUAGAUGCUAUUAGCAAGCUCAAGGAAUCAGAAGACAAGGAUUCUGUGGCUUCGGGACGUACUGGUAGUGUCGACGUCGAAGGUCCCAGCGGCAUGGCCAACCACUAUAGCUCCGAAACAAUUAAGGAUUGGGACGGGAAAUACGAUAUAACGAGCGUGGACAUCUCAAUCUAUGCCCAUUCCGAGACCAAAAUCGCUAUCAAAGAUUUCAUCGGUCGACAGGUGGCUUGGAGCCCUGCGGGAGAGUGGUGCAUUGUGGUGGGCAGCAAGAACUUGGCCAUCGUUCUGCAACGUUGGCAGAAGAAGGAUAUUAAGGACGAAAAGAAGGCGUUGGGUCAGACUGAGAGUCAAAGCAUGAGUCAGAGCCAGAGCCAGAGCCAAAGCCAGAGCCAGACUCAAACCUGA
Pseudomassariella vexata is the source of this 1590-nucleotide messenger RNA. Its product is annotated as WD40-repeat-containing domain protein. NCBI's taxonomy places the organism in Eukaryota, Fungi, Ascomycota, Sordariomycetes, Amphisphaeriales, Pseudomassariaceae. Bases 1 to 1590 code for a protein of 529 amino acids. The transcript has 10 exons. Gene Ontology annotation, molecular function: protein binding; nucleosome binding. The record is from RefSeq and is a predicted model, not a curated record. Gene Ontology annotation, biological process: negative regulation of transcription by RNA polymerase II. Gene Ontology annotation, cellular component: ESC/E(Z) complex.